Laccaria bicolor S238N-H82 is the source of this 642-nucleotide messenger RNA. RefSeq lists its product as uncharacterized. NCBI's taxonomy places the organism in Eukaryota, Fungi, Basidiomycota, Agaricomycetes, Agaricales, Hydnangiaceae. The record is from RefSeq and is a predicted model, not a curated record. The coding region runs from base 1 to 642 and encodes 213 amino acids. The transcript has 2 exons.
AUGAGCUACGGGAUGUGGGACAUUGCCCGGCUGUUGGAGCAGUGGGCAUGUGCAAAGGCGAAAGGUAGCCGCACCGUCGACACACUCUCGACGAUGCAGAAGGAAUGCAGCGCGAUCAUCAACGGCACUCUCAAAACGGUUUCGCAAUCACGACAGGCCCUCAUGAACUACGCCAACUACGAUACGAAGGUCGUUGAACGAUACCAGACCAAGCUCAUGGGCUGGACCUACCGUGAAUUCAAGAGCCCGUUCGACAUCCACACCAUCGACGAUGUUCGCACAUUACUGGAGGCACUUCAAUGCGGUAGGUGCUGUUGGGUAAGGAUGACCAGAAGCGACAUAAAUCACCACAAAGAUGACGUUAGCAAGAGAAUCGCAGCGGGUGAAAAGGUGGGGAAGGCAAGGCAGCCGAGGUCGGACAAAGGUGUCAAGAGGCCGCGGAAGAAAGCACCAGGGACAGGGGAAGGCGAGGACGAUGGGGCCCCACCAGCGAAGAAGCAGAAGAGGGGGAAAGCCGUGCCCGAGACGCGCGCUACGACAACCAAGAAAGCGCCCAAGAAAUCCAAGAAAUCCCAGCUGCCCCCCACCCGUCCCACCAGCAACGAGUUUGUUGAGAGCGAUGCUGAUGUUGAUAGUGCCUAG